CUUUCACCCUCACUUUGCCACAGCCGGCAUUCGGAAUCGUCCCGGACGGCUCGUGGAACUACAUAUACUAACGGAAUGACAACGGACGCUCUUCCGUCCAUCGUGCUUAAGUGUGCAUCCGGUUGAUGGGGAUAUCCGGGUCAUUUCGGCCCUCUUUGGGAGGCUGGGAGGAGUUCCCAGUGGGUCAGGGCGUCUCAUGUCCUCGAAUAGUGCAGGUCAAGAGAAUAGUAGAGAGCGUCUCUCAUUAAUCCGCCGGAUCCCGUCCAGGAUUCUGUGUUCGCUCUACCAAGGGGUAUAAGCGGGGGCGGUAGGCAUAUUGGAGUCCGCCUAUAUAACCUGACCCUUCCCGUGCCGUUCUUGUUUUCCAUUUUCUCGACUCUCCGAAACGCCAAGCAUCAUGUCUACCUUUAAGUAUCCAAUUCCUAGCGGCCAAUUCAUCCAUGGCGAAUUUGUGAAAUCAAAGGGGACGGAGAAGGUGACUUUAAGGUCAGCUGUAGACGAUUCGGUGGUUGCGGAAGAGCUCUUCUACGCCAAUACUGAAGAUGUCGAGCUUGCAGUUGAAUCCGCCGCCAAAGCCUUCCCAGAAUGGAUAGCUCUAUCACCGUCAACGCGCGGCCAGCUCCUGUGGAAAUACGCUGCGUUAAUUGAAGAGAACGCCGAGAAACUAGGCUACCUAGAAUCCGUUCUCGUAGGCAAGCCAGCCUUCUUUGGCGGCUUCCAUGAACCCAAAAGCGCCGGUGACCUCUUCAGAUAUUUUGCUGGCUUUUGCGACAAACACGUUGGAGAGGUCCAACCGGACGAUCAGGGAUUUCUACGAAUCGUCCGCAACGAACCCCUCGGAAUCUGCGCCGCCAUAAACGCCUUCAACAGCCCCAUCAUCACAUUCGCUAUGAAAGCCGCGCCCGCCCUCGCCGCCGGCAAUGUAAUCAUCAGCAAAGCCUCCGAAUUUAACCCUUUCAGCUCUCUCCUCCUCGGCCAGCUCGCUAUCGAGGCCGGUAUCCCCCCCGGCGUCCUCAACAUCCUCGUCGGCGCAGGUGAAGCUGGCGCAGCCCUCGCCUCCCACCUCAAGAUUCGCAAGAUCAGCUUCACGGGCAGCGUCGCUACCGGCAAGAAAGUACAGGUUGCCGGCACGAACUCGAACCUUAAGCGCGUGACGCUCGAGCUUGGUGGCAAGAGUCCCGUGAUAGUGUUCCCAGAUGCGGAUCUUGGCCAUGCCGCGCAGUCGGGCGCGAGUUUCAUGGCGCUGAAUGGGCAGGGCUGUAUCCUAGGCACGCGGAUUUAUGUGCAUGAGGAUAUUGCGGAGGCGUACCUGGGGGCAUUGAAGGCGAUGGUGGAGCAUAGUGCUAGCACGCUCGGCUCAGAUCCGCAUGAUAUGACCACCAUGAGCAGUCCGCUGUACCACCCGCAGCAGAAGAAGACGGUGCUGGGGUUCUUGGAGCAAGGCAAGAAGGAGGCGGAGACAGUGACUGGGGGCAACAGCUGGGGAGAAAAGGGGUUAUACGUCGAGCCGACCAUCUUCUUCAAGCCAGCUAAGGGUGCGGAGAUUGUGGCAAAGGAGAUCUUCGGGCCGGUGGUAGUUGUAGACACGUUCAAGACUGAGGAAGAGGUGUUGCAAAAGGCGAAUGAUACUGAGUAUGGGCUUGGCGCGGCAGUGUUUACCAAGGACAUCGAUCGCGCGAUCAGGAUUGCGAACAAGUUGGAAGCAGGGACGGUGACGGUGAAUAAUCAGUUGCCAUUCCAUCCAACUGUGCCGUUUGGUGGGUACAAGAGCAGUGGCGUCGGGAGAGAGAAUGGUAAGGCAGUCUUGAAGGAGUACUCACAGACCAAGUCUGUGAUUAUACAAUACUCCACGACGGCCUAAAGGGGGGGAAUAGACAGUUCAUGUAAUCUAUGCCAUUCACUUUUACUCUGCAUGAUACUCUCAAUGCGCCCAC
Messenger RNA from Mytilinidion resinicola, 1934 nucleotides. Its product is annotated as aldehyde dehydrogenase. NCBI's taxonomy places the organism in Eukaryota, Fungi, Ascomycota, Dothideomycetes, Mytilinidiales, Mytilinidiaceae. Bases 398 to 1861 code for a protein of 487 amino acids. Gene Ontology annotation, molecular function: aldehyde dehydrogenase (NAD+) activity. The transcript has 5 exons. The record is from RefSeq and is a predicted model, not a curated record.